UCGUUGCCGAAGAGCAAAUGGCUCACGGUCAUGCAUCGAGCUCUAAUCUAAUGCAAACUUCAACUUCGAGGACCCACGAUGAAUCUCGCAGCCCUGAAAACAGUGGAAUUCACUCAGACGAAGGAGACUACUGUGAUCUAGAGAAAGAGAUGUUCAUCAAACACAGAGACGCCUCCGGACGUGUUCAGUGGAUCUCAGCUGCCGACAAACGCGAAUGGUACCUUCGGCCCAAAGAUGGACGACUUGCUCCGUUGAAAGUGCAGGGUUUUAACCAGCCCAGACAUAUAGAGGCUAGUUGGGAACGCACCGGAACCCCAGAAGAGGAGACGCCCACCAUUAUUCAACUUUUGUAUUGGACAUACGCAUCCAUUCUAGAGGAGAGAGCUCGAGGAACCUCACGUGCGGAAAGUUGGAUCAUCCUCGGAUUGAAAUGGCUUCCUUCCUGCACCAUGAUGUUGUUCAUGUUGUUGAUUCCCCAAAACCUCGAGGGAGAUUUCAGGAACAAUGGGUUUUACGACCCUGUCCGGUAUAAAGAUUGGGGUUACGCUAAAACGGCAAAAAAUCCCGCCGAGAAUCGUCAGCAAGAUCAGAACAACGAAAGCGACGAAGCUGAAGAGGCCCCUCUCCUGCAUUCACCGCCAAAUGAUGGGGAUAUCGAAUUGCCUUCAUAUCCUACUGAAAACCACUUGCUAGCAGUUCGGCCUACAGAGGAAGAUGACUUUGAUACUGAUUUCGAUUACCUCCCAGCCCGUCAAUUCCGGCCGAGGUAUCUGUGCUUCCUCAAUUCAGCAGCUGAGGUAGCAGAUGGGGCUCUCGAAUGUACCACAUGGAAUGUCUCAGAUUACAUCAAAGAACACGGCAAAAAUCCUACGACCGAGUACAUUUUCUUAUCAUACACAAGGAAGCAGUUUUGCGUGGCCACGGACACUGAGCUGGCCACUUGGAAUGUAUCGGACCAAGAGCGAGCGCGCCUUUCUGCUCUAUCCAAAGAAGACAGGGCAACACUUCGUCAUUACGGUACUAGGGCAGCCCGUGCGGCCGGCGUGCCCGCUUUCUGGCUCGACUUCGAAUGUCUCCGGGAAAAUAACGACGGGCCCAAUGAUAACCAUGACCUUGAUGACGUAUGGCGCAUUUGUGACAUCGUCCGCGCAGCUCAUUCUAUGGUGAUCCUACUGGGGCCAUCUAUCAACGACAAAAGUGAGCCUUAUAGCCCUUCCUCUCAAACCUGCUGGUUUCAUGAAUGGGGAAGUAGGCUUUGGACUCUACCCGAGAUCCUACUCUGCCCGCCGGAGCAUAGAGUCAGCUUGUACACCAUCGGUGUACGUGAUGGUCCAGAGCUGCUGGCCAAGCGAAACUUUGCAACAAGAGCCUGGAAAGACGCCAAAUUAGUGCGGCAGCUCAUAGACCACUACGAGUCUUCGAUACAUUUGACUCCGCUCGAACUUGUCAGCAUAGCUUUGGAAUGCUUUCAAGUCCGUCAAACGGAUCAGAGAACUGGAGGCGAUAUGUCUUAUGCUUUGAUGGGUCUGUUGCGCCGAAGGCCAAAGGUGGACCGGACGGAUUCUGGAUUCCAAGCCUUCGCACGACUUUCACUGAGCAAUGAUAGCGACAUGCUUUUGGAACGUCUCAUAUGUAUGCUGCCGCCUCGCUACGAUGCUAAAUGGUAUCAGAUACGAGAUGCCUGGGGUGCACACCUUUGGGACAUUGAGCCAACGACCCAAAUCGCAGGCAUCGCCGAUGACGAGACCGUGAUCUUGGAUGGAGCUUACGGUGCCACAAUCAACUGGAAAUCUAUGAGACCGCAGGCCUUUAUCAAAAGGAACACGGUGGCUAGAAAGAUCAUGAAAAUCAUAUUGCGAGGCGCGCCAGCAUAUUUCCUGACUGGUCUUUCCUUCAUAGUUGCAGCUGCUAUUACGGCAUCCUUAGCCGGUGGUUCAACACCAACGGGCUUAUUCGUUGGUGGCCUGGUAGUUCUCAUACCCACCGUUGCUAUUCUCCUUCUGGCUCCAGUCAUGCUCCACAGCAUCUACCGCGGAAAGUUCUGGUCCACUCAAGGAGCUUUCAUCGGACUGGAAGGUGAUGUUGAUAUCGGCAUGGCUGAGCGAUUCCUGUUUGGCUUCAACUGCGGUCGACUGAAGUGGUCCACAAAUGGCAGUGUAAUUUCUCGCCACUACUCUUUGGAUGGAGAAUGCAUGGGGAAAGCUCCGAGUCCUGCUCGUGCCCAUAACAGCUCUCCAACGUCAAAGCGCUUCACUUUGGUGGACACAUUUACCAUGACCGCUACAGCCUUCGACGCGGACCGCCCCCCUACCGCUGUUAUCAUAUGUGGCAGGGAAGGAGGAAUGCAAAGAGCAAUUCUCUGUUCAUACGAUUGGCAAGCCCAGACAUUUUGCAGAGAGACAGUCUUGCGCAUGCCUACGCUUGUACUUGAUCGCAUGUUUCGAAUCGACCGUUUCCGGCUUGCCCUCAGCCGUACAUUCAGUGAGCUCGAUGCUGGCAGUACAGUUCAUCGACUUCCCUCCGGACGUGUUUCUGCAGACCCCAACCCAGGAAUGAAUGCUCGAUUCAAGGCCGACCUUCUUAUGUUGCCCCUGAUGUGGGUGAUUUAUGGCCUCCAACAUCAGUACGACAACAUCCCUGAUUAUUAUGACUCCAUCUACAUCCCCUCUCAGAUUGGAUGGCUUGUGGGUGUAUGGCCGGUCGUUUACGCCAUGCGAUACUUCGACACAAAGAUUGUCUUUUCGGCCGGAAUGUUACUCAACGGCUGUAUAAUAUUGCUUUUCCUUAUAUCACUCAACACAAUCGGCAUCCAAGUCCUCAGAGCUUGUGAAGGAAUAGCCAAGUCUGUAACGGUACCUGCCUGUUUGCUCCUUAUGCAAAUGUGGUAUAAAACAGAGGAACAAACGGCUCGUACGGUUAUAUGGGCAACCGCUGGCCCGAUAUUGGCUGCCGUUAGUUUGUCUAUCAACUACAGUCAGAAAAAUAGCGCUUCAACUGCCUGGACGUCUAUUGAAGGGACGAUGCUGCUCCUUUUGGCUUUCGGUACCUUUUUCCUGCUAGGGACACCAGAACAAGUCAGUUGGCUAUCGAGACAGCAAGCAAAGCAGGUAUCAGCGCGAGUGGAAGCCAACAUGACCAAGUCGUCUUCUCGACUUUCUCGAAAGAGACAUCAUUGGCCAUGGGCUCAGGUCCGUACAUCAUUCUUAGAUCCCCAGAUCUACUUCUUCUUUAUGGUCUCAUUGCUUGAUGCAUUGCCAAACGGUAAAGUUGCCGCCUAUUUAGAGGUCCUUCAGACUGAGAGUGAUGCACUCCGGAUCCUUCCAUCACUCGGAUGGUUUCUGAUCGUAGGGGUGGUUACAACGAUGUGGCAAAAUCUACGUUUUGCCUUUAUGGCGCUCAGCGUCGUCUUAGCGCUUGUUGGCAGAAUCGUUCUUACCCUCCGGCCGGGGCAUACCACAGAAAAAGGACUGUUUUUCGGCGCGUGGACUUUGAUCGGAAUGGGCGAUAUCACACAGAUUCUUCUUUGGUCUCUUUUCACGGCAAACAUUUCCGGGCGCGUUCGGAAAGCAUUUAUCCUGUGCACACUAUUCACAGGCUACACUCUAGGACAUAUUAUCACCCGGAAAGUCUUCAAUGACGAAUUCACGGCUUUCGCCGAACAAGCGCGAUUUAUCCCGUUUGUCGCUAGCUGUGCUUCUGUCGAGCUGGUACUGCUAGCAUUGUGGGCGGCUUGGCUCGUUUGGCAGAACAAGACCCGCGCACAGAAAGUUUCUGAUAUGGACGUCUCUCCGGAAGAGUCACGGCGUUUGGGAGUCCUGGAAGCGGAUGACGAUGCAACUGACGUUGAGAAUGUGCACUUCAGAUACCAUUACUGAGGCAUUGUUGGUUAAACGUGGAAGAAAGAUCGAUGCCUGAAGAGAGAGGAACCCUUGUUGGUAAUCAGAAAAGUUCAAUUCGGGGAAAGAGAAGGCUGCUUGGAAAUGACUUUGUCGGCAUAGUCGUAGCUAAUUUUUAUUCUCAUGAAUGACUUCGUACGGUCU
This is a messenger RNA of Aplosporella prunicola CBS 121167, 4040 nucleotides long. RefSeq lists its product as uncharacterized. Gene Ontology annotation, cellular component: membrane. Lineage: Eukaryota; Fungi; Ascomycota; Dothideomycetes; Botryosphaeriales; Aplosporellaceae. The transcript has 8 exons. Gene Ontology annotation, molecular function: transmembrane transporter activity. The record is from RefSeq and is a predicted model, not a curated record. The coding region runs from base 18 to 3875 and encodes 1285 amino acids.